Anopheles coustani is the source of this 1750-nucleotide messenger RNA. RefSeq names its product G protein-activated inward rectifier potassium channel 3-like. The transcript is spliced from 4 exons. Lineage: Eukaryota; Metazoa; Arthropoda; Insecta; Diptera; Culicidae. The coding region runs from base 48 to 1493 and encodes 481 amino acids. Gene Ontology annotation, cellular component: plasma membrane. Gene Ontology annotation, biological process: regulation of monoatomic ion transmembrane transport; potassium ion import across plasma membrane. Gene Ontology annotation, molecular function: inward rectifier potassium channel activity. The record is from RefSeq and is a predicted model, not a curated record.
CGGAUCGUCAAGCCGUGGACGAGAAAAAGCCGCUCAACCGGAUCUUCAUGCGACCGGGAGUGAUCGAGGAGGAACCCGACUCUCUGGACAGCGUCAUCAGCAACCUUCCGUUGACCGUUGUGCCGAGUCUGGCACGUAUUUCGACGCACGGAAGUGCCUUCAGCCGGCAGGAAAGUGUAAGGAGCCGAGCAUUGCGUCCAGGAACGACAAGAAAGUAUCGACGACGAGCCAUUCUGAAGAACGGCGACUGUAACAUUGUACUCUCCAAGGUGUCCCGGCAGCGGCUGCGAUUCUUGCAGGACAUCUUCACGACGCUCGUCGAUGCCCAGUGGCGCUGGACGUUGCUGGUGUUCGCAUUCAGCUUUAUCGGCUCGUGGCUGUUCUUUGGAGCCAUUUGGUGGCUCAUAGCAUUCACUCAUGGCGAUUUGGAGGAGAUGCAUUUGCCAAAGAAUCAAGAGGAGUCCGGUUGGAAACCGUGUGUGUUCAACAUCGAAUCAUAUACGUCCGCUUUCCUGUUCUCGAUCGAGACACAAACCACCAUCGGAUAUGGUUACCGAACGACUACGGAAGAGUGCCCCGAGGCCAUCUUCAUCAUGUGCUUCCAGUCGAUCUACGGCGUAAUGAUGCAGGCGUUCAUGGUUGGUUUCGUGUUCGCAAAGAUGACACGACCAAAGCACCGUACGCAGACGCUUCUCUUCUCCAAAAACGCGGUCAUCUGUCAGCGGGACGGUGAACUGUGCCUAAUGUUCCGCGUCGGUGACAUGCGCAAGAGUCACAUCAUUGGGGCGAACAUUCGAGCCCAGCUGAUCCGCACGAAACUCUCCCGGGAGGGUGAGGUGAUGGCCCAGUAUCAGCACGAGCUGGAGGUUGGCGCGGACCACUGUGGUUCCGAUCUGUUCUUCAUCUGGCCGCAGAUUGUGAUGCACAAAAUCAACACUGAAUCUCCGUUCUACAAUAUGUGUGCGUCGGAUCUGCUGCAAGAUCGGUUCGAGAUUGUCGUCAUCCUGGAGGGUACGGUUGAGUCGACCGGACAGUCGACACAGGCUCGCUCGAGUUACGUCAACACCGAGAUCCUGUGGGGCCACCGUUUCGAGCCGAUCGUGUUCUACAACAAGGAAAACCAAGUGUACGAAAUCAAUUACAGCAAGUUUAACGAGACGCACUCCGUCGAUACGCCGCUUUGCUCGGCUCGCGAGCUGGCCGAGUUCUACAAGUAUCAGGACGAUUAUCGCAGCCAAGAUCGGUUCGAAACUGGCUCCUCGAGGUCGAUGUUCGAAAAGCGAUGGGACCAACACUACACCAACACCAUCCGAACGCUCAGUUCGAUCAAUCUGGAGGACGAGCGGUCGUCGUUGGCGGUUCAACCGCGCUACCUAACGAUACAGGGCGUCCCGAGACGACCCCGAUCCUACCACCAGUUGGAAAGUAAUUUGCGUAAUCUCUUCAACCAGCCCUCACCGAACACCUCAAACCAGCGCAUCGGGAGUCCAUAGCGUCGACCGUCCGCCAGGGUCGAAGCCUCUAGUCCGGGCACACAUUCGAUUAGUUACCAUCAACCAGGCUUGUUAUUUAGAUAAGUUAGUUUUACUCAACGAUCGUGUUACAUUUUACCCGCGAAUCUUUCCCCCCCGUCUAUAUUGCUGCUAUUUAUGAUAAUAUACUAGAUCGGUACUCUCUUGGUGCUUUCUUCACCAACUCCUGUAUUGAAACCAACUCCCAAGGAGAGUACGGACCACUAAUAAAAACAUUC